AUGGCGGGCGCGCCGAUGAAAUUAGGAUCUUUAAUCUCUUUUUGUAUUGUCCUAUAUGCUAUUUAUUUUCGUAAAAUUGAGAUAAAUGAUGAAAGAUUAGUGCCUGUUAAGGAACAUUUGUUGUUUUUGGAAAGUAAGAACAAAGUCGGUGUAGGAGUUUCGCAGCCUAAAGUAGCGUUAGGUUAUGGAGCAUGCCACGACUUAUUUGUAAACGCAACAUUACUCCUAGAUUAUCGUGAUCUGAAAGGCAGCCCGGAGCACUUCAAUGAGAUCUCUAAUAAAGAAGAGUUUGUUAAAAGUUUUGCAUACUUUUUUAAACAUGGUGCAGCUGCUGAGAGAUUUAUGUCUAACAGUAAACUAUAUGAUGAUCUUGUGGAACAAGCACUCAAACUACCAGAUACAAGAUGGGCUAUUGGUGGAAAUGCACCUCUGAUGGCUAAAAGGUUCUAUCUAGAAGGAUGGAAAGUGAUGUUUGGGGCUAAAAUGAGUAAAAAACUGAAAAGUUACAUUCCUGAGGAAAUAUUAGUAGUAGGUGACAAUGAAAAUGAAGAAGUGAGAGAUGAUAUUCAUAUGAUACUAGAGUAUAAAGCAGAUGAAAGGUUUGGUGAAUACAAAGCGCCAAGAGCGAAUAGAUAUAUUAUGCAUAAUGACGAGAAUAAUCCCUUAUUGAGUUCCUUAGAGAAACUGGGUGAAUAUUUGCCAAGUUUUAAACCUAAUUUACUAGUCAUAAGUGGUUUACAAAUGAUGGACAACUUUCCAUUUCAACGGGAUGGUAAAGAUUUAAGAGCAGAGAGGCUUGAUUUGGUCAAACAACAAAUUUUAUCUCAGCCUUUAAGCACAUUAGCCCACUUUGAGAUGGCAAGUUAUGUAGAUCUGGAGCUGUUGAAACACCUGACAACCAAGGUACUGCCAUGUGUUGACUCAGUGGGUAUGAAUGAACAAGAACUCUCCAAUCUCAACAGUGUUUUAGAGCAUGGAAGAGUAAUGGUUGUAGCAGACUCCAACCCAAGGAUAGCUACAGCGCUUGAUCAAAUGCGGAAUACGUUUAGACUUAUAAGGCAAAAGAACAAAGAGUUUGGUAGUAAAAGAAAACUUACCCGUAUGCAUGUGCACACUUUAGCAUACCAAGCAAUUUUAACAGUACAAAAUUCAAAAUGGAAAAGAACCCCUGCAGCGGCAGCGAAAGCAUCAUUAACAGCACACAGAUAUGUUUGCAAUACACAGAAAAUCAAUCUUGAGAAGACAAAAUUACUGCUUGAUGAUAGUUUCUCAACAACCACAGACAAUGAUAAUAACAGCCGAGUGUUCUUUGAAGCAAAUAACCCAGUGGCUUGUUGGGAGGAAACAAUAGAAAGCGUUAAAGUUGAGAUAUGUGUUGCACCAGUCUUAAUUUGUACAGAAGCUCAAUUGACAGCUGGAGCUGGGGAUAAUAUAUCAGCUGCAGGGCUAGUUUUGCAGGUGGAAAUAUGA
This is a messenger RNA of Parnassius apollo (apollo), 1470 nucleotides long. The record is from the annotation of a GenBank genome assembly. Lineage: Eukaryota; Metazoa; Arthropoda; Insecta; Lepidoptera; Papilionidae.